AUGGCAGAAGACCAGCCGCACCUGUGCAUUCAGAUGUCAGACUCGAAUACAAAUGGCAUCCCCAGCAGAAGGCCGUCCUCGCCAGACUUAGCUGGCAGAGCAGGGAGCGUGCUCACUUUCCACAACAUCUGCUACCGUGUGAAGAUGAAGACUGGGUUCCUGUGCUGUCAAAAAACAGCCACUAAAGAAGUUUUGAGAGAUGUCAAUGGCAUCAUGAGACCUGGACUGAAUGCAAUUUUGGGACCCACUGGCAGUGGUAAAUCUUCGCUACUUGACAUUUUGGCUGCAAGGAAGGAUCCCCAUGGGCUUUCUGGUGACAUUUUGAUCAAUGGAGCUCCUCAGCCUGCCAACUUUAAAUGUACCUCUGGGUACGUAGUACAGGAUGAUGUGGUGAUGGGAACCCUGACUGUAAGAGAAAAUCUGACGUUCUCAGCAGCACUUCGCUUGCCAAAGUCAGUAAAGGAACAGGAAAAAAAAGAACGAGUGAAUCAGAUCAUCAAGGAACUGGGUUUGAGCAAAGUGGCAGAUUCCAAGGUUGGCACCCAGUUCACUCGUGGGGUGUCCGGAGGAGAGCGGAAAAGGACCAAUAUUGGGAUGGAGAUCAUCACGGAUCCUGCCAUCUUGUUUUUGGAUGAGCCAACUACUGGACUUGAUGCCAGCACUGCUAAUGCUGUUCUACUGCUACUGAAAAGAAUGUCAAAACAAGGAAAAACGAUAAUCUUCUCCAUCCACCAGCCUCGGUACUCCAUAUUCCGACUGUUUGACAACUUGACGCUGCUGGCUGCAGGGAGAGUGCUGUACCAUGGGCCAGCCCAGCAUGCCAUUGGGUACUUCCAGUCCUUUGGGUACCAGUGCGAGCCGUACAACAACCCUGCUGACUUUUUCCUGGACGUCAUCAAUGGAGACUCCACCGCUGUGGCAAUGAACAAGACUGGUGAGAUUAACAAAGCAGAGAACACUGAAGAACGCACUGAAUAUACCUUGGCCGAGCACUUCGCAGAAAAAUACUCCAGCUCUACGUACUACCGAGAAACAAAAGCACAAUUAGAGAAUAUUUCUUUGGGAAAUAAAAAGAAAACCAAAUCAGUUUUCCGACAAAUCACAUAUGCCAAUUCCUUCCUUCAUCAGUUGAAAUGGGUGUCCAGGCGCACGUUUAAAAAUAUGAUACGAAACCCUCAAGCUUCCAUAGCUCAGGUGUGUGUUACGGCUUUUCUGGGACUGGUUGUAGGUGCCCUUUUCUUUGGACUUAAAGAGGACUCCACUGGACUACAGAACAGAGUGGGUGCAAUGUUCUUUCUGACCACCAACCAGUGUUUCAGCAGCAUCUCAGCUAUUGAACUCUUCGUUCAGGAAAAAAAGAUAUUUAUGCAUGAAUAUAUCAGUGGGUACUACAGAACGUCUGCGUAUUUCAUCGCAAAGCUAAUGGCUGAUUUAAUACCCAUAAGGACUCUACCAAGCAUCAUCUUCACCUGUAUAGUUUACUUCAUGUUAGGUUUGAAACCAACAGUAGAAGCCUUCUUUACAAUGAUGUUUACCCUUAUGAUGGUGUCCUACACAGCCACUUCUAUGGCACUAGCCAUUGCAGCAGGACAGAGCGUGCUCGCUGUAGCAAACCUACUCAUGACUAUCACAUUUGUUUUUAUGAUUCUUUUCUCUGGGUUGCUGGUCAAUCUCACAAGUGUCCUGCCCUGGCUCUCCUGGCUCAAAUACUUCAGCAUCCCUCGAUAUGGAAUGACAGCUUUAGAAAUCAAUGAAUUGAAGGGUCUGAACUUCUGCGGCAGCAUUAACAUCACAGUUUUAAGCAGCAACAAUAGCUAUCCACAAACGGACCAGAUAGUGUGUACUGGAGAAGACUACCUGAAAAGUCAAGGCAUCGAUGCGAGUACCUGGGGCCUGUGGCAGAACCACCUGGCACUUGCCUGCAUGUCACUAAUAUUCUUCACCAUCGCGUACCUGAAACUGCACUUCAUGAAGAAGUUCUCUUAAAACCAGAAGAAAAAAUGCAAUUUCCACUCUUGAGGAGUUUGAUGAAACUGACUGUGCAACUCACUCGAUUAUUUUUUUAAGAGGCCUUCCUUUGUACUUUUAUGACGACACAAGUCAAUAAUGUGAAUGCCA
Molecule: messenger RNA, 2118 nt
Organism: Manacus vitellinus (golden-collared manakin)
Lineage: Eukaryota; Metazoa; Chordata; Aves; Passeriformes; Pipridae
Gene: ABCG2
Product: ATP binding cassette subfamily G member 2 (Junior blood group)
Exons: 15
Coding region: 1-1986 (661 amino acids)
Cellular component (GO): plasma membrane
Molecular function (GO): ATP hydrolysis activity; ATP binding; ABC-type transporter activity
Source: RefSeq, a predicted model, not a curated record